GACAUUUUGUGUAGCGAGAAUAGAGAGGACACACACGUACACACGGUGUUAAACAGAAUUAAAAAUAAAUCACUUCAUACCUGCCGACAGUUUGAUAGCCUCAAAUAAAUUACAAUAUUUACUAUUAACAAAUUGGCCGGCGGUGGUUUAACGUUGGCUGGUUAGUUUGGUCCGAUUGGCGUCGACAGCAACAUUCAUCUAUUAGCUUAGCAUUAGCUUCGUCGCCGAAAAAAGCUAAGCUGAGCUAACCGGCUAAAUCUCAACUUUCUUCCUCACAGAGACAGAAUGGCGUUGAAGCGAAUUCACAAGGAACUCACCGACCUGGGUCGGGAUCCUCCAGCGCAGUGUUCCGCAGGGCCGGUGGGAGAUGACCUGUUUCAUUGGCAAGCCACGAUUAUGGGACCUAACGACAGUCCGUAUCAGGGCGGUGUGUUCUUCCUGACCAUUCAUUUCCCUACAGACUACCCAUUCAAACCACCCAAGGUCGCGUUCACCACACGAAUCUAUCACCCGAACAUUAACAGUAACGGCAGCAUCUGUCUGGAUAUUCUAAGAUCACAGUGGUCACCAGCAUUAACUAUUUCUAAAGUUCUGUUGUCCAUCUGCUCACUGUUAUGUGACCCAAACCCAGACGACCCACUAGUGCCAGAGAUAGCACGCAUAUAUAAGACAGACAAUGAAAAGUAUAACAGAAUAGCGCGAGAAUGGACCCAAAAAUACGCCAUGUGAUACCCCGAUUAAAUAUCACUCCAACAACUCUGCAUUAUAGCUGGAAGAACAUUCUACAGGCUGGCUCUAUUUCUCCCCCGAUUUUUCUUUCUCUCAUUCUAUUGUUCCGACGGAUUGGCACUUCCCUCUGUCUCUCAGACCUAAUGAGUUCUCCGUUCACUCGUUUCAUGUCCCUCUCAUGUGAAUCUCCGUGCACCUCGAUGCGGUCGCUUUUUAUUCGGCGUUAGGGAAACGAAGCAGGAAAAGCAAAUCAGACCAGAAAGAGAAGCGUAAUAAUUCACGCCACACGUUGACGGUGCUAUUAAGAAGAAAUAAAGACGUAAACCUAUGAAACGACGGUCCUUUACGAGCGACCUUGACAUUUUUAUAAGCUUUUCCGAUAGCGAUACGGUCUGUGAAAUACAGAUCUAUAAAUAUUUAGUCCCACUAUUUCAUCGACACGUACGAGCAGUAUCAGAUCUACCUGCAUGCAUGUUGACAGGGGAAUAACUGCGCUUCGGUGCUGUGCUGAAAACGCAGACCGUGUACAAACACGCGUCCACUUCAAGGGAGUCUGAGGACUUUUAUUUGUUACUCCUGUAUUUUGUUUAUUUUUUUUUAUUUUUAGAACAGGGGGCUGUUAGUUCAUCUCUCGUCCUUCACACUGUUUGCUUAUUGCACUGAAUUAAACGAUUGGAAGCUCUCGACGGAUGACCGGUGAACUAAUAGCUCCUCUAGAUGUCCAUUUGGUUUCUCAAUAAAGGUGGUAAAUGGA
Molecule: messenger RNA, 1483 nt
Organism: Trichomycterus rosablanca
Lineage: Eukaryota; Metazoa; Chordata; Actinopteri; Siluriformes; Trichomycteridae
Gene: ube2d2l
Product: ubiquitin-conjugating enzyme E2D 2 (UBC4/5 homolog, yeast), like
Exons: 7
Coding region: 286-729 (147 amino acids)
Biological process (GO): protein K48-linked ubiquitination
Cellular component (GO): nucleus
Molecular function (GO): ubiquitin conjugating enzyme activity
Source: RefSeq, a predicted model, not a curated record